AUGAAUGAAUCUCACCCCAAGGAGUAUGUCAGACAACUGAGGGCUGGAACUGUCAACACAAACCAGGAUUCCCCAACUUCUGCUGGCCCCAGUGCCGCUCAGCCCAGCAGACUCGCACAAAGAAGUCCCAGUUCUGAGUGUGGGAAGAGCUUCAGUCUUUUAGGAAACCUAAAAACUCACCAAUGGAUUCACACAGGGGAGAGGCCCUACCAGUGCACCCAAUGUGGGAAGAGCUUCAGUCAUUUUAGUCACCUAAAGAUACACCAGCGGAUUCACACAGGAGAGAGGCCCUACCAGUGCCCCCAGUGUGGGAAGAGCUUCAGUGUGUUAGGAAUCCUAAAGACACACCAGCGGAUUCAUACAGGAGAGAGGCCCUACCAGUGCUGCCAGUGUGAGAAGAGCUUCAGUCAUUUAAGUUACCUGAAGGGACACCAGCGGAUUCACACAGGGGAGAGGCCCUACCAAUGCUCCCAGUGUGAGAAGAGCUUCAGUCAUUUAGGAAACCUAAAGACACACCAGCGGAUUCACACAGGGGAGAGGCCCUACCAGUGCACCCAGUGUGAGAAGAGCUUCAGUCAUUUAAGUCACCUGAAGAGACACCAGCGGAUUCACACAGGAGAGAGGCCCUACCAGUGCUCCCAGUGUGGGAAGAGCUUCAGUGAUUUAAGAAACCUAAAGAUACACCAGCGGAUUCACACAGGAGAGAGGCCCUACCAGUGCUCCCAGUGUGAGAAGAGCUUCAGUAAUUUAAGUCACCUGAAGACGCACCAGCGGAUUCAUACAGGAGAGAGGCCCUACCAGUGCUCCCAGUGUGGAAACAGAUUCAGAGAUUUAGGACCCCUAAAGAAGCACCAGCGCAUUCACUCAGGGGAGAGGCCCUACUAGUGCUCCCAGUGAUUUUUCUUGAUUAGGAUACUUUGAGACACACCACCAGACCCACA
Brienomyrus brachyistius is the source of this 941-nucleotide messenger RNA. RefSeq names its product zinc finger protein 551-like. Bases 1 to 885 code for a protein of 294 amino acids. The transcript is spliced from 2 exons. Gene Ontology annotation, molecular function: RNA polymerase II cis-regulatory region sequence-specific DNA binding; DNA-binding transcription factor activity. NCBI's taxonomy places the organism in Eukaryota, Metazoa, Chordata, Actinopteri, Osteoglossiformes, Mormyridae. Gene Ontology annotation, biological process: regulation of transcription by RNA polymerase II. The record is from RefSeq and is a predicted model, not a curated record.